Brassica oleracea var. oleracea is the source of this 967-nucleotide messenger RNA. RefSeq lists its product as uncharacterized. Bases 127 to 267 code for a protein of 46 amino acids. The record is from RefSeq and is a predicted model, not a curated record. NCBI's taxonomy places the organism in Eukaryota, Viridiplantae, Streptophyta, Magnoliopsida, Brassicales, Brassicaceae. Gene Ontology annotation, biological process: negative regulation of cell population proliferation. The transcript has a single exon.
CUCACCACUUCCUCAUUAUCAUCCACAAAGGAAAAAACACAUAUACCCUUAUUGAUUUCCCUCUCACACACACACAUUCACUUUGAAAAGAUUACUGUUUCUUAAUCUGUGAUCAACUUAGCGAAAAUGAAGACGGCCGGUUCAAGCGUAGGGGGAACGAAGAGGAAGAUGUGGAGCCGAGGAGUAGGAGGAGUGGUUAGAGAGCAAAAGGCUAAGUUGUACAUCAUAAGGAGGUGUGUUGUCAUGCUUCUUUGUUGGCAUGACUAACGAAAACAAAAUAAUCAAAUCAUAAUCAACGAUUCAGCAUCAUUAUCGGCUGAAAGAAGAAGACUAACCAGUUUUUUUUUUGGGGGUGGAGGGGGUCUUAAUUAUAACUUGGGAAAAAGCUUAUAUGUAUUGGCUUUCUAUACGGAACUAUACAUGUAUUUUUGUAGUUUUGCAUCCCAAGUAAGAGCUUUUCCCAUGUAAAUUAGUAGCUAAUUAAUUCGAUAUUUUUUGUUAUUGUUUUUUUUGGUUGGGUUGGUUAAGUUCCUAUAUUUUCUGAGAUUUAGUUAUGACAUAAUUACCUUACAUCAAGGUACAAUUUUACAUUUACGGUUAUUUUUUUGUUAGUUGUUGAAUUUAAACUUUAGACGAUCAAAAAGUGUUAUGGUUUUGGUGACAUUCAACAAUAAGAACGAACUAAACCGGAGCUGGUUCAAUUAGCGUCUUGGUACAAGAUUAUAAGAAGGGGAUAACCGGGAUGGUUAUUGGAGUCGGCAUAUGAUUCAAGUGUACCGGUCUUCUUUAUAUAUAGAAGAAGAAAGGAGAAGUCAACAAUCGAGAGUUAGCUGAAUUGAGCUGAGAGAGAGAAGGUUGUUACAAAAUCAGAGAGAGGAAGAAGAUCAUUCUUGAGAGUAUUGUUCUUGUAUCAUCUCUUGAUCAUCUUCUUUGUAAAGACUAUUGGAGUGAUUAGUGAAACCUUUUG